GGUCUCUUCGGAAACACUCGUUUUCCUUCGGGCCACGUUCGGAAAUCUGUGGCUGAUGCGGGUAGAUUGGGGUCGCCCUCCGCAGGACGAUCUCAAACGCUUUACUCUGGAGAGAAGCUGGAGGUAAUCUUCUAGCGGACUGACUAGCCCUCCGCCCCAGGAGGGCGUCGGUUCCCCCCGAGGGCGAGUCGUUUGGCGGGGGAGAGAUUUGCAUUAAAAGCUCUUGAUUUCUUGGGGGGCCGCAUCUGUUGGCCUCUGCCCCGUCCCCUCUACCCCCAGUCUGCCCCCAGUCGCACCCCUUAAACGCCCUUGUUUUCUGUUGCCACGGCCCUCUUCAGGGGCAGGAGCCCCGCCUGAUGUACCCCGGGUCCUCGGCCUCAACAGCACGGGGCUUGGCGCUCGGGGGGAUCCGGAGACCUCGGCUCACCAAAGGGAACGGCCACGGCCUGUGUCGCCCCCGCGAGUGCAGCUGGACCUGGGACUGUGUCCGGGAACUCCAUGAGGUCCCCCUCCGUGCUCAGGGGCUUCGCCCCUAGGGAAUCCCGGCCGUCCAGAGGCAUUGGGAGAAGCCUGGGGGCCUGCCCCGCUGCCCGCACCACCGCCCCCAGGCCCGACGGGGGUGCGCUCAGGGCCGGGAGCUCCAUCACCUCCCAGGGGCGCACGGGCCGCCCCAGGGGACCGGCAAUGAGGGAGAGAAAUCUCAGCUCCCGAGAGCCCCGUGUUUCCUCCAUUAGGGCGCCCUGCCCGCUAACUCCGGCGUCCCGGGGCUCCGGGCCCAGGCGUCUUGUCUGGUCCUUGUUUUUUGACCCCACCUGUCCCCACCGCGGGGCCUGGGGCGCAGAGGGCCCCGCAGGCAGGCGCUGAAGAGAAGCAACGUCCGGGCUCCCGCAGCACCCCACGCUGCCUCCAUUAGGGCACCCUGAAUUUUGAAUGUGUUCCUUCGCGCUCCUUGGGGUGCGUAAGGCCCCUCCCACCCUUAUCCGGGAGCCCAGCUGCCCCCAUCAAGGCCUCUGAGGGCCAGGACGGGCCCAGAAACCAGGGCCGGGGCACCCCCCGAGUCGGGCCCGUGUGCACCCCAGCCAGCUCAGGUGACCAGGAGGGCGCCGGGCACACCUGGCGCCGUCCCCUGACCCCGCCCCGGGCCGGGCCGCACCCCGGAAAGCUCUUUGGGGGAGCCAGCGCGGCGCAGCAGGGCCAUGGCAGCAGCGCCAACGGUGGGCGUCCCGCAGGGGCCCCCGCCGGGGGCACCGUCCCCGCCGGUCGGCGCGCCGGGGCCUGCGUCCGGCCUGGGCCGCUGCCGGAUGGCGCUGCUACUGGCGGUGGCGCUGGACGUGGCGGGCAUGGCGGCGCUGCUGACCGGCGUGUUCGCGCAGCUGCAGGUGCGCGGCCGCGACUUCGGCGACCUGCUCAUCUACUCGGGCGCGCUGCUCGUCUUCCUGAGCCUGCUCGGCUGGAUCCUCUGGUACACCGGCAACAUCGAGAUCUCGCGCCAGGAACUCGAGCGCGACUACGGCCUGCGCCCCUCGGCGCUUGCCCGCCUGGCGCGCAAGCUCUCCCGCCGCUGGUCUGCGCCGGCCUCCUCCUCCGGCCCGCGCGCCGCGCCCGGCUCUCUGGGAACGCGCCGUGCCGCCCGCGCGCCCCCGCCGCCCGCCGCCGGCUCCCGCCGCGUGCGCCUGCAGCUCGCUACGCUCGAGGCCGGGCCGGGGGCGGCGGGCGCGGGCACCGAGUGAGCCCGAGACAGCCCCACAGCCCCACCUGUGAGGACGGGACUGCGUGUGCAGCUGCACCCACCGCCAUCUGGGCCACCAGGAUGCCUGCUUGUCUGCCCCUAUCCUCUCUCGGAUAAAUGGCUCUGCCUCCUA
Molecule: messenger RNA, 1862 nt
Organism: Mustela erminea (ermine)
Lineage: Eukaryota; Metazoa; Chordata; Mammalia; Carnivora; Mustelidae
Gene: TMEM238
Product: transmembrane protein 238
Exons: 2
Coding region: 1197-1730 (177 amino acids)
Source: RefSeq, a predicted model, not a curated record